Molecule: messenger RNA, 2730 nt
Organism: Clupea harengus (Atlantic herring)
Lineage: Eukaryota; Metazoa; Chordata; Actinopteri; Clupeiformes; Clupeidae
Gene: rfwd3
Product: ring finger and WD repeat domain 3
Biological process (GO): interstrand cross-link repair; protein ubiquitination
Cellular component (GO): nucleus
Molecular function (GO): protein binding; ubiquitin-protein transferase activity
Source: RefSeq, a predicted model, not a curated record
GAAAGAAUACACUGGCGGGGAGAUUCGAUCCGCUUGUUGUGCUAAUGUUAGCUAACGAAAUUGAUUGCCUUGGUAGAUCAUUUCUAAAUAGGUGUACAAGGCUUUUUUUCUCUCCUUGUGAAGUACUGGUGAGUUUUUGGUAAUGAUUGACCAUUCCUAUCAUGUAACGUUAGGAUUUAUUUGCAGAUCCGUCGUUAGUUGGUACAGGUUUUAUCUGUUUCUUAAUCGUCUUCAUAUUUAAUAUGGAUGAGGCGAUGGAUGUCGACAUCCAUUUGGGAGGAUAUGUCAACGCAUCUGCAAGUUGGUAUUCCCAACGGGCACUGGGCACAACCCAGGGGUUUCAUUCUCCAGUUAUCAUCGAGGAUUCCGGGAGUAGCACGGAGGUGGAGGAGGAAGAGGAAGAACCCAGAGACCGGACCGCUCCAUUGUCUACAGCAGCAAGUCAGUUACCAGGUAGCUGGCUUCUUAACCGCAGAGGUGAAGCCGGGCCCCAGAGGCCUACCCUAACGCUUAGGCGGAGACGCAUGGCUAGGCGUCUGCUGUCUAACCCUCAGUUAGCGCCCUCCCACAGGGGUCCACUGGAUACCCUCCUGCGGGCCCCUGCAGCCAGUGACCCCGGACAGCACCCAGAAACCACAGAGGAAGUCAGUGAUUCUGAGGAGGAGCAACAGGAGGGGGCAGCCGCCACAGCAGCACCAGGGCCUCCCCCUGAGCAGCACAGGCACCCUCUGGUUCCCCCUGAGCAGCACAGGCACCCUCUGGUUCCCCCUGAGCACCACAGGCCCCCUCUGGUUCCCCCUGAGCACCACAGGCACAGUCGGCUGUCUAACACUCAGUUAGCGCUCUCCCACAGGAGUCAACUGGAUACCCUCCUGCGGCAGGGCAUCCUCUGGGACCCUCUGGCCCCCCCUGAGCACCACAGGCACCCUCCGGUUCCCCCUGGGCCCCAGGCAGACCCUGGGGCGCUGCAAAGCUCCAGCCACAGCUCUGCAACCCAGUCAGCCACACUGCAGGGAGUGACCCUCUCUGAGCCAGUUGCUGAAGCUCCAGCGGACCCACUGGAGGCUACAGCUCAACAAAUGGCAGCAGAGUGUGUUCCAGCCCCUGCUUUGCCUCCUGCUGCCCUGCCGUGUCCCCCAGCUGAGCCCAAAGAUGAGGAGGGGGAGGGGGAGUCCUGCCCCAUCUGUUUUGAGCCCUGGACCACGUCUGGCGAUCACCGCCUUGCUGCCUUGCGCUGCGGCCACCUGUUUGGCUACACCUGCAUUGACCGCUGGCUGCGGGGGGAGGGGUCCAAAUGCCCACAGUGCAACAAAAAAUCCAAGCGAACCGAUAUAGUGCUGCUUUAUGCCCGGAAAAUCCGAGCUGUAGAUAACACGGAACAGGAAACACUAAAGAGAUCUCUGGAACAGGAGCACGCUCUGCGCAGGAAGGCUGAGCUGGAGUGUGCCCAGUGUCGGUUGAAUCUGCAGGUGUCCAAUGAGGAGUGCAGUAAACUGCGUAAAGAGUUGCAGAAUCUGAGGAAAAUGAAAGCUCAGUUUGGCCUUAGCUCCAGUCAGUCUCAGAGCUCGUCUUUGCACUCCAAUGGCCACUACGUCUAUUCCACGGGAGUGAUGGUGUCCCAGGCGGGCGGCUGCAGGGUGAUGGCAUUCUGCGAGCCCCUCGGCUGCGUGCUGGCCUCCCAGCCCUCUGCCCACUCCUCACUGGUUCCCGGCUUCGGGGUGAAGAAGAUCAGCACAGCCACCAUGAAGGCCUGCCAGUACAUCCCUAUGCACAUCAAGCCCAUCCGCGGCCUGGCCUUCAGCCGCCAGCAGGACAGCCUGCUGCUCUCCGGCUCUCUGGACAACACCCUCAAGCUCACCAGCUUGUUGACGAACACGGUGGUCCAGACCUACAACACUGGCGUGCCUGUGUGGAGCUGCUGCUGGUGCCAUGACAACCACAACUAUGUGUACGCAGGCCUCACUAACGGCUCGGUGCGGGUGUACGACAUGCGGGACACCAGCACACACGUGCAUGAGCUGCUCCCGCUUGGUACCAGGUGCCCGGUGGCGUCUCUGACGUACCUACCUCGCGCCGCCUCCAGUGCGUUCCCAAUGGGCGGCCUGCUGGCGGGCUCCCUAGCGGGCGGCUGCUUCUGGGAGCUGCAGGAGGGCACCGCUCACCAGCCCCAUGCGCUGCCUCUGGAGGCGGGGAGCUGCACAGACAUCCAGCUGGAGCCCACGAGUCGCCACUGCCUGGUAACAUACAGGCCGGGGCGCUCUAACCCGUCUCUGCGCUGUGUCCUGAUGGAGAUGAACCGCACGGCUGAGGCAUGCUCCUGUUCGCCAGUGCAGACCUUCACCGCUGGAGGCUCCUCCAAGAUGCUCACCAAGAACUCCAUCUUCAAAAACCCAACCAAAGACAACUCAAUGCUGGUGUGCGCGGGGGAUGAAGCCUCUCAAUCGACCAUGGUGUGGGAUGCUGGCAGUGGGGCUCUGCUGCAGAAACUCCCCUCUGACCUCCCAGUCCUGGACAUCUGCCCUUUCCAGGUGAACCAGGGUCACUACCUCGCUUCACUGACAGAGAAGAUGGUCAAGAUCUACAAGUGGGAAUGAGAUGAUGUGGUAGCAGCAGAAGGGCUCAGGUGUUGUAGUUUAUGGGAUCAUGCAUUAUUUUAUAUGCACAACUGUGCCAUAUUUUCUAGAGCUUUUAUAUUGUUGAUUUAAUACCAAAUAAAAAUGUGUUUGUAUA